AUGGCGUCGAGCAUCUUGAUACCGAAGCCGCCCCUCAUUUCGCAUAAAAGUCGCACUCACGGCCGGAAGCCGGUGAGUGCCUCAUUGGCCGCGACAUCCGCUGUCGCAGCCCGGCCAUUGACGUCAGUCGCCACCCCCACGACAACACUUAAAACCACCGCCGCCACGGCGGUCGGCGCGAAGCCCCCUCUCGCUAGCGUGUGGAGGGAGAUUCAGGGCUCCGACGACUGGGAGGACCUCGUCGAGCCGCUGAACCCCCUCCUCCGCCAGGAGAUCGUGCGGUACGGGGAGUUCGUCGCCGCCUGCUACAAGGCCUUCGACCUCGACCCGAGCUCGAAGCGAUACUUGAAUUGCAAGUAUGGGAAGAGGAGCAUGCUCCGGGAGGUUGGGAUGGAGAGCUCGGGCUAUGAGGUCACAAAGUACGUCUACGCGACGCCCGACAUCGAUAUCCCGACGCAGGGUGGCACGUGCCGCAGCCGGUGGGUUGGGUACGUCGCCGUCUCGAAGGAUGAGGAGGUGCGGAGGCUCGGGAGGAGGGACAUCCUGGUGUCCUUCCGGGGGACCGUCACCAACACGGAGUGGAUCGCCAACUUGAAAUGCUCGCUCACUCCGGCAAGAUUGGACCCCCACGAGCCCCGCCCCGACGUGAAGGUCGAAUCCGGCUUCCUCAGCCUCUACACAUCAGAUGAAAGCAGCUGCAAGUUCAGCAGUGGCAGCUGCAGAGAGCAGCUGCUAUCCGAGGUCUCUCGGAUCAUCAACAAGUACAAAGAUGAGGAGCUCAGCAUCACAUUGGCUGGACACAGCAUGGGAAGCUCUCUAGCUCUUCUACUUGGCUACGACCUCGCCGAGCUUGGAUUGAAUAGAGAUGGAUCGAACCGAGACGUGCCCAUCACGGUGUACUCGUUUGCCGGCCCUCGGGUCGGCAAUUCGGGCUUCAAGGAGAGGUGCGAAGAGCUCGGGGUGAAGGUAUUGAGGGUGGUUAACGUCAACGAUCCCGUCACGAAGCUGCCCGGGGUCUUUCUCAAUGAGAACUCCCAGGUCCUCGCGGGGAGAUAUAAGCUCCCAUGGAGCUGCUCGUGCUAUGCUCAUGUGGGAGUCGAACUGGCUCUGGACUUCUUUAAGAUGAAGAACCCUGCAUGCGUUCAUGACAUCGAUGCUUAUAUCGGGCUGUUGAAGUGCCCGAAGAUGGCAGCGCAAGUUAAGAUGGAUGGGGCAAAUCUUCUCGACCAGGCGAAAGAGUUUUUAAACUUGCAGAAGAUCGAUGCAUGGCGAUGGCAAGAUGUCGCAUGGCACGUUGGUGACUUGGUGCAAUCUCUGGGAAUAAUAUGAGAACUAACAAAAUCAGGGCCCCGUGUAUAGCGGAUGAUUCACUCAUAUCUGUACAUUUUCA
Molecule: messenger RNA, 1390 nt
Organism: Phoenix dactylifera (date palm)
Lineage: Eukaryota; Viridiplantae; Streptophyta; Magnoliopsida; Arecales; Arecaceae
Product: galactolipase DONGLE, chloroplastic-like
Biological process (GO): lipid metabolic process
Cellular component (GO): chloroplast
Molecular function (GO): glycerophospholipid phospholipase A1 activity
Source: RefSeq, a predicted model, not a curated record